Molecule: messenger RNA, 1383 nt
Organism: Abrus precatorius (Indian licorice)
Lineage: Eukaryota; Viridiplantae; Streptophyta; Magnoliopsida; Fabales; Fabaceae
Exons: 4
Coding region: 1-1383 (460 amino acids)
Biological process (GO): asymmetric cell division
Source: RefSeq, a predicted model, not a curated record
AUGUGGCAACUUUUCUUAGCUCUUGCAGUGGCCGGAUCCACCGGUUUAGCCACCAAGCACUUCCUCAACCCCAGAAAAAACGACAACGUUGAGAACGCCGAUCUUGCCGACACGAAUGCUUUUGCGUUUUAUGAAUCUCGGUUGGGAAGCGAUUCUCAGACGCACGAUCGUGAUGGGGUCUUCACGUUUUCCAGUCCGCAGUCUCUGACACAUGAUGGGCCUCCAUCGCGGCCCAAGAGUAAGCGACGCUGGGCCUCCAAGAACGGAGUUAGGGUUCCUAAGGUUGAGGAUGCAGAGGUGCGAUCAGGGCAGAGGAAGAGUGGAAGGAGAUUGCACUUUUGUUUGAAGAAGAGGAAAACUAACAGGCAUUUUGCUGCAAAGGUUCCGCUUUGUUCUUCCAAAGAUAACUUCUCAAUUGGUUGGGGACUGUGCUUUGGCAUCAUGUAUAUGAUGUCAGCUGGAAAAGCUGAGAUCAAUAAGGUGAAAAGGACCAUGGAUGAGACUAUUAAACUUGUUCGGGAACUAAAAUCUGAGCUCAACAGAAGGAAAUCAUUGCCUGCUCUUCAGAAUUUGGAUUCUGUUGGCAAUGUUGACACGAACUCUUGCAAAAUAAGUAGCAGGCAUGAAGUGAUGCUCAACAAGACAAACAGCAAGCUCAGAGACACUGAUGUCAGAAUUUGGAGUCCUGGUGUAAAUGACUCUGGUGAAUGUGGAAGUAGUGCUCUUACAGAAGAACCAGAACCAGGGGUUCUGGAAAUGGAUCAACUGGAAGCAGAACUUGAGUUUGAACUCCAAAAGCUUUCCGGGUGUACUGUUGACAGCCCUUACCAUGAAGAACUAAAGCCAAAAUUAGAUGAGCUUGAAGCUCCAAACGAAGGCUCUCAUGGAACAGAUGACUGGAAUUUAAAUUAUUCUGAAUCUCAUGGAGUGUCAGCAUCUGAAUUGCAUCAGAAACUAAGCCACUUGCUGAUAAAACAGCAAGAAAAUCAGAUCUUGGAGCUAGAGUCUGAACUGCACCAGGCUCAAUCAAAUCUGCAUGCGAAGGAAGCUGAACUCCAGGCACUAAAGGACUGUGUCAAGCAUCUCACUGAGCUCUCGCUAUCCACUGUUUCAGGCAUAAUUACCUCUAGAAUAAUGAUACACGCUUCAUGCUCUCACACUCCUCAUAGACUUGCAUGUUUGUCUAUGGAUGACAUUUUGGUGGCCCCAUUGAAACUUAUUUUGAAUGAUAAAAAUGAGUUCAUCUUCGAUGAUGAAACUCAGCCUCUCAUUGAUCUAAAGGGAACAAACGAUGGGGGCAACAACAUGGACUCUGAAUUAAAACAUUCAAUUCUUGGGGCCAAAAGACCUAUGGAUUCCGAAUCCUGCUCAUGUUACGUGUGA